AUGAAACGAGCCAAACAAAUCAACGAACUCAAUCAGAAAGAACUUGCUCUCGGAUAUACCAACACUCCCUCUUCGUGGCAUCAACAAGAAAAAAACAAAACAGCUUAUAUUUAUGUCGGAGGUUUGGAUUAUCGACUCACCGAAGGAGAUUUACUUUCUGUAUUUUCUCAAUAUGGAGAAAUUGUGGAUAUUGAUUUGGUUCGAGAUGAAAAUGAAUUAACGAGUAAAGGAUUUUGUUUUAUUGCCUAUGAAGAUAUCCGAUCAACAAUAUUGGCUAUUGAUAAUUUGAAUGGAAUUGAGUUGGGGAGUAGAAUUAUUUGUGUGGAUCAUGCUCCGAAUUAUUACAAGAAAAUUGUGGAGGAUCCUGCUGACGAGAAUAAAAAGACUCACAACAUGGACGAAAUUCAAGAUAUCAGAGAGAACAAAAAGAGCAACUCAAACCGAAAUUGUUUGAAAAUAUGGAAAAGGAUGGAAUUAUUUACAAGAGGCCGCUUCAGAGUUUGGGAACCAUCUCAACCACAAUGGAACAGAGACAAAGCAUGGAUUGGACUAUUGAUCAUGAUGCCAUGA
Molecule: messenger RNA, 570 nt
Organism: Naegleria fowleri
Lineage: Eukaryota; Heterolobosea; Eutetramitea; Acrasida; Naegleriidae
Exons: 1
Coding region: 1-570 (189 amino acids)
Biological process (GO): mRNA splicing, via spliceosome
Cellular component (GO): U2 snRNP; precatalytic spliceosome; catalytic step 2 spliceosome
Molecular function (GO): RNA binding
Source: RefSeq, a predicted model, not a curated record